AUGGCAAUCAAAGUUCCAGGCAUCCCUGAGCUUCGGCUCCACAGUCCAUUCUGGCAAAAUAUCAUUAUGGGCUAUCUGGUUGCGCUGACAGCUGGCCUGUAUGUUGCUCUGAAUCUUCUAGGUGCCGGCGGCGGACGACCCAACAAUGCACAAACGGUCCAGAUUGUGAACGCUACCCUCUGUUCGGUGUGGUUCUUCUCUUCUUCAUUCGGCGGCAGUGUCCUAAACACCAUCGGUCCAGCUGUCACUGCUCCUCUCGGAGUUUGUGGCUAUAUGGUGUAUGUGGGAAGUCUUUGGUAUUUCGACGCCACGGGCAAAGAAGGCUUUCCCAUUGCUGCUGGUGUGCUCAUUGGUAUCGGUUCCGGGCUGGUUUUUGUUACUAUGGGAUACAUAGCUAUGUCAUACUCGGAAGAAGACAAUCGAGGAUCGUUCAUUACAAUGUCCAUCAACAUUCAAGCAUGUGGAUCUAUUGUGGGCGGGAUAAUUCCCCUGAUCAUCAACCGUGACUCGACUGUUGCUGCUGGGGUGCCGCCAUCGGUCUAUAUAAUCUUCCUGGUUUUGCAAGGCACCGGCGCCGUUGCUGGUUUCUUUCUCCUGCAAGACCCAGCGACCAUAAUAAGAGACGACGGCACGCCCAUUGCGGCAAUCAAAGCUCGAGGGUUUGUGCAGGAACUCAAAGCCAAUCUUGAAAUUUUCACAGAUUGGAAACUGCUCUUAAUGGUUCCGGCUUUCCUGCCUGCUGAGUGUUUCCUCGUGUACGGCGGCUCGGUCAACGCAUAUCACAAUAAUCUGAGAACUCGAUGUCUCUUAGGAUUUAUCUCGGUCGUCCUCCAGGUUCCAUUCGGAUAUGGCCUACAACUUAUCUUGGACCACAAAGCCUGGCACCGACGGACGAGAGCCUUCAUUGGACUUGCUGUUGUGGGGAUCCCACUCAUCGGAGCCUGGAUUUGGGAAAUUGUAAGAACGCGAAACUACGAUCGCCACGCAACCCCAGGACAUCUCACAGACUGGACAGACGGCGAAUUCGUUGCCAUUUUCUUCCUCUUCAUGCUCAAUUGGAUUGCCUCUUCGCUCUGGCAAUACCUUAUUCUCUAUUAUCUGGGAUGCUUUACCAACUCACCGCGAAAAGCGGCAAAUUAUGCAGCAAGUAUUCCGCUGGGUGUGUUCCGUGGCUUCCUCGGUGCAGGCGAAGCUAUUUGCUUCGGGCUUGACUCGAUCGGCAUUCCGUACAUCAAAGAGGCGGGUGGCAUCUUCGCGUUCUAUACCACUGGUGUGCUUAUCUUCUUGUACAUGGCAGCGUUCCACAUUGAAGAAACAAAAUAUUUUAGUGGCGAGGAGGAUGUUGUAAUUCCUAAGCAUGUGCUAGAAGAGCAUGCUGUUGUCGGUAGUCGCGGAGACGAGAAUCAAUCAGGUUCAAAGGAUGGAGAGACGCAACAGAAGGGUUCCGCUUUAGAAAAGGUGGCAGAUGCCUCAAUUUAA
Mollisia scopiformis is the source of this 1479-nucleotide messenger RNA. RefSeq lists its product as uncharacterized. NCBI's taxonomy places the organism in Eukaryota, Fungi, Ascomycota, Leotiomycetes, Helotiales, Mollisiaceae. The record is from RefSeq and is a predicted model, not a curated record. The coding region runs from base 1 to 1479 and encodes 492 amino acids. The transcript is spliced from 8 exons.